GCGCUGCACGCUUCCGUUCAUCGGUUCAUUGUCAAGAUGGCCGUGAGCCGCCUGACUGCUGCUGUCUGCAGACAAUUCCAGCGUGUUGUUACAGUCUCUUCACACACACAGCCUCAGUGUGCGACUCAAGCGUUCUCCAGAUUUCAUUUGUGUCAACGAAGACAAACAUAUGACUCGUGGUGGUUCAGAAGCUCCAUGAAUAACCGAGCACUCCACACAUCCUGUGUCAGGAAAGGACUGGAAGAGUUUUUUGACCUGCCAGAGAACUGGGGUGAACAAACAGUUAAAUCAGGUGCUCCAUGGACUGCCAAACAGCUUAGAGUGAAAAGUAAUGAAGACUUACACAAACUUUGGUAUGUUCUUUUGAAGGAAAAGAACAUGUUACUCACUGUAGAACAGGAGGCAAAACGACAGCGCCUUCCGAUGCCCAGUCCAGAGCGCCUCAAGAAGGUUGAAAGGUCAAUGAAGCGUCUUGACACAAUUGUGACAGAACGUGAGGAUGCUCUGCGCUUGCUGCAGACGGGACAAGAGAGAGGUAGACCGGGUGAAUGGCGCAGAAAUGUUUUUGGCAAAACCUUCUGGUACCGCUUCAAGGAACAUCCAAUCCCCUGGUACCUGAAUUCCAGAUACAAAAGGCGGCGAUUCUUUGAACCAUCACAUGUGGCCCCUUACACAAGGCUGAGCCUUGAAAAAUACCUGAGGAGUAAGAUGCGGAAAGAUAAAAGACAGAAGAGAAACCAAAAGAGGCUUGCCGCAAUGUUUCCAAAAAAGACUGCACUUGCAUGAAACCACUUACAAUUUUUUCACAUUUAAUGUUGUCUUUUCAUCAUGUAAUAUUUUUUUCAUUUCUCUGCAAGUUUUGGAGAUUGGAAAUAUGUUGUACAGUCAAAUAAUAAAUUCAAACCUGUAAUGGA
Cyprinus carpio (common carp) is the source of this 914-nucleotide messenger RNA. RefSeq names its product mitochondrial ribosomal protein L47 (gene mrpl47). NCBI's taxonomy places the organism in Eukaryota, Metazoa, Chordata, Actinopteri, Cypriniformes, Cyprinidae. The record is from RefSeq and is a predicted model, not a curated record. Gene Ontology annotation, cellular component: mitochondrial large ribosomal subunit; mitochondrial ribosome. Gene Ontology annotation, molecular function: structural constituent of ribosome. Gene Ontology annotation, biological process: mitochondrial translation.